CUGAUGGCAGUGUCAUCAUUUGAUAUCAUCCAUGCAGUCGGCAUCGCUGCCCUUCGAGGUUCACUCUUCAAAACUUCUCUCUGCAGGGAAAUUGAUAUUAUUUUCCUUCGCAGUACCAUCACCUGAUGUCAUUUUUGCUUCGCAAAUGACAGGAAAAACAGCAGGUGGUGACGCUACGUUUCGCAGGGUCGUUUUUCAAAAUUUCACAUUGGAAGCAUCAGAUAUUCCUAUUCAUUUCCCUUCAACAAUACCUGAAAUCGGAAUUGUAGCAUUACUGCCAGAUUUGUACGGCUCUAUGUCUUCCGAGGACUCAAUCAGGUGACGGCGUUGUGUUUCGAACAAGAGCUGGACGCGUUCACUAGCACUCUCUAGGAUCUAGUCCUUUACUUCCUCACCAGCACCCACCACAGCCAAACAAGCAUCAUCUGUCCACUUGUACUCGUCACCGAUCCACGCGGUACCCCCAAUUGGUGUCACCAAUGACAGAGCUCAUUUCAGCAGCACCUAAUAUCGGGCGUUGAUCGGAGUUGCAUUGUCAUCACCUGUGAACAGCAGCUGGAAGCCGUCCAAGAGAUCUUCCCAGGUGGCGACACCGCAUUUUGAGUAGAUCGUAG
Molecule: messenger RNA, 614 nt
Organism: Suillus fuscotomentosus
Lineage: Eukaryota; Fungi; Basidiomycota; Agaricomycetes; Boletales; Suillaceae
Exons: 4
Coding region: 32-322 (96 amino acids)
Source: RefSeq, a predicted model, not a curated record